UUCAUCUGUCAAACAUAUCCCAGUGCAAAAAAAAAAUAAAAACACUUGUGUGUUCUUUCACAAAAAUACACUUUUAUUACCUUAAAUCCGUGUAAAAUGAUGAAUUUUAUACAAAAAGUUGUAAAUUAACUUGACAAAGAACGUGUUGAAUAGUUAAACAUUAUAAAAUUGUUGUAUUUUAUCGAGAUAAAACACGAAUUUCACAACACAAUUCUCGUACGCACACUUUUUUUCUUGAUGUAGUUUGUCUUUGUUGUUGUUGCAAAAAACCAUAGACAAAAAAAAAUAUGACAAACAAAGAUUUAGAAGAUGUUGCCGCCGGAAAUGAUAGUAGCGUUGUAGUCGUUAGAGAGAAAUCGACCGUUAAAUUGGAAGAAAUAUUUGAAUAUUUAAGCCAAAAUUCAAAAAUCAUUUUUAAAAGCCAACAAAUUGAUGAUCCAGAAUUGAGUAUUGAUGAAAAAAAGUCCAUAGCUAAAGAAGUUUUUGCAAAAAAUCCAAAAACUUUUAUUAUGAGAUUUGGCCAAUAUUUAAAUGUUAAACAUGUUGAAUUCUUUGAGGAAUUAGAAAAUAUUCCAAUAGAAGAUCAAGAUGAAUUUAACUACCUUUUAGAUGAUUUACAUGUAAAAUUAGAAAAACGGAAAAGUUGUGUAAAAAAUCGUCGAUAUACCGCUACUCAGAAAAUGCAUGAAUAUUUUAGUGAGACAGAAAUGAUGAAGAGAGAACCUCAUUUGUAUCAUGAACUUGUGGGGCAAUAUCUCUCUGAAGAAGAGAGAACUCAAAGAGAUACUUAUGAUGUGAGAAAUACUACAUUUUCUGGAAUUCUCUUAAAUAAAAUGGAUCGUGAUAAUGCAGAGGAAGUUUUACAAAAACAACAAGAAGACGAAGAUGAUGACGAUGAUACUCCUUUAUCGAGAGAAGAGAGUAGUGAUGAGGAAGAAGAAUAUGCUUCACCAUCAUAUCGUCAACAGUGGGGGAAUUUCGAUGAUGAGAAUAUUCCUUGCACCAGUUCGAAAGUGAUAAAGAAACAGAAAAAAGCUAAGAAGAAGGUGAAACAACAGAAAUUCAUUACGGCAGGUGAAAGAGAUAUAUUGAAGCAAGAAUUUAUUGGAAUAAUGAAAGCAAAAUUCUUAAAUGGAGAAGAUAAAGAAUUUAAUUAUGAUGAAGUUGAUGAUAAUGCUGAACUGGAUGAUCUCAAUCAAUUGAAUCAAGAUAAAGAGGAUGAAUACUUUGGAGAGAGUUCAGAAGAUGAGAAUUGUAUAGAGCGAAUGGAUGAUGAAGAUGACAAUGAGAGGCCUGAAGAAGAAUCAGAUGAUGACUUAGAUGUUUAUAUGACACAUUUAAAUCAGCAUCAUAGUUUGAAGACGAAUUCAUUAAUUCAAUGAAUGGAAUUAUUAAUAAAUUAAAAAAUAAAACUGAAAUUUGAGUUUUUUUUA
Episyrphus balteatus (marmalade hoverfly) is the source of this 1433-nucleotide messenger RNA. Its product is annotated as coiled-coil domain-containing protein 97. NCBI's taxonomy places the organism in Eukaryota, Metazoa, Arthropoda, Insecta, Diptera, Syrphidae. Bases 288 to 1382 code for a protein of 364 amino acids. The record is from RefSeq and is a predicted model, not a curated record. The transcript has a single exon.